Chenopodium quinoa (quinoa) is the source of this 576-nucleotide messenger RNA. RefSeq lists its product as uncharacterized. NCBI's taxonomy places the organism in Eukaryota, Viridiplantae, Streptophyta, Magnoliopsida, Caryophyllales, Amaranthaceae. The coding region runs from base 1 to 576 and encodes 191 amino acids. The record is from RefSeq and is a predicted model, not a curated record. The transcript is spliced from 3 exons.
AUGAAGGGGACCUGGAAAAUGGAACAACUUGCAAAAGCUUACAUCAAAAAUGUGGUGAGGUUACAUGGAGUUCCAAAAGAUAUUGUGUCGGAUAGAGAUUCUAAGUUUCUUUCAAGCUACCAUGCAAGCAUUGGCAUGACUCCAUUUAAGGCAUUAUAUGGAAGGAAGUGUCGCAGUCCAAUCUGUUGGAACGACAUAAGUGAAACAAUGAUUUUAGGGCCUCAAAUGAUUGAGGAUACAGUUAAGAAGGUGAGGGAGAUUGAAGCUAAGAUCCAAGCGGCGCAAGAUCGCCAAAAGAGCUAUGCGGAUUUGAAGCGUAGAGAGGAGGAAUUUGAGCUAAGAAGGUAUAUCCCAGAUAAAUCACAUGUGCUACAACCUGAAGCUAUUAAGUUAGAUCAAAGCUUAACUUAUGAGGAAAGACCUGUCAAGAUCCUUGAUAGUAAAGUGCAUAGUACACGCAAUAAGAAAGUUAAGAUUGUUAAAGUGUUAUGGUCUAACCAAAAGUAUGAGGAAGCAUCUUGGGAAGCUGGGGAUGAGAUGAGAAAGAAAUACCCUAAGUUGUUUAAGGUAUGGUGA